Messenger RNA from Megalobrama amblycephala (Wuchang bream), 3253 nucleotides. RefSeq names its product CDP-diacylglycerol synthase (phosphatidate cytidylyltransferase) 2 (gene cds2). Lineage: Eukaryota; Metazoa; Chordata; Actinopteri; Cypriniformes; Xenocyprididae. The transcript is spliced from 13 exons. The record is from RefSeq and is a predicted model, not a curated record. Gene Ontology annotation, molecular function: phosphatidate cytidylyltransferase activity. The coding region runs from base 445 to 1758 and encodes 437 amino acids. Gene Ontology annotation, cellular component: endoplasmic reticulum membrane.
AUUGAGAGAGAGAAAAAAAACGGUAAUGGGUCGUUAUGUUUCUGGAUCCCGCUUGCAAGUGUCAUGCCACAGCAUCCUUUAAUGCGCUGGUUUGAGAAACGAUUGUCUCUAGCAUUCAUGAGUGUAGCAGAUUAUAGCUCGUGGAGAGAAUUUAAGCAUCAUCAUUGGUCUCGAGCUGAUGUUUUUCUUGUCCUGCUCAUGUACUGAAGAAAUCCUGCUUGUGUCCCAACAAAACAAAACACUGCUAUCAGGCCUCAGUGUAUUUCUUGCAGUGCUAUGUUGUUGAAAAAAUUUAAUUAAGUGGCAUGAACAAUCCCUGCCCUGUUCAGUUUAGGACAAUGAGGUUAAACUCUUCUGGAUAAGCUGUGCUUUCAGCAGAGAUAGACGAUAUCUGGAGUGCAUGGACUGAUCUUCAUACUGUGUGGACAUUUUAAGGUGGAAAACAUGGAGAAUGAGAGAGACGUGGGCAGAUGGGGCUCUGAGACAGAGGGCAAGGAGAGAGAUGGAGCCUCAGACAAUGAGACUAAAUCAGAUUCUGGGGUUCCUGAGGUUCCUGUUUCUGCUGAUGACACACCAGAGGUUCUCAACAAAGCCCUCUCUGGCCUUUCCUCACGAUGGAGGAACUGGUGGGUGAGGGGCAUCCUGACCCUGGCUAUGAUCUCCUUCUUCUUUAUCAUUAUUUAUUUGGGUCCGAUGGUGCUGAUGAUGAUUGUGCUAUGUGUUCAGAUCAAGUGCUUCCAGGAGAUCAUCACAAUUGGUUACAGUGUGUAUCACUCUUACCACCUGCCCUGGUUCAGAACACUAAGCUGGUACUUCCUGUUGUGUGUGAACUACUUCUUCUAUGGGGAAACGGUGACUGAUUAUUUCUUCAGUUUGGUGCAGAGGGAGGAGCCACUACGCAUCCUCAGCAAAUACCAUCGCUUCAUUUCCUUUGCCCUGUACCUCACAGGGUUCUGCAUGUUUGUUCUGAGCCUGGUGAAAAAACACUAUCGCCUGCAGUUCUACAUGUUCGGUUGGACUCAUGUGACCCUGCUGAUUGUGGUGACUCAGUCCCACUUAAUCAUUCAUAACCUGUUUGAGGGGAUGAUCUGGUUUAUUGUUCCCAUCUCCUGUGUUAUCUGUAAUGACAUCAUGGCUUAUAUGUUUGGCUUCUUUUUCGGUCGCACCCCUCUCAUCAAGUUGUCUCCUAAGAAAACGUGGGAGGGGUUUAUCGGUGGCUUCUUCGCCACUAUUGUUUUUGGAAUCCUACUGUCAUAUGUGAUGGCAGGUUACCGCUACUUUGUGUGUCCAGUUGAGUUUAACAAUGACUCCAACAGAUUCACAGUGGACUGUGAGCCAUCUGAGCUCUUCCAGCUUCAGGACUACGGCCUGCCAUCUGUACUUCAGUCCAUCACGGGCUGGACCACAGUAAAGCUGUAUCCUUUCCAAAUCCACAGCAUCGCCCUGUCUAGCUUUGCCUCCAUCAUGGGACCUUUUGGAGGCUUUUUCGCCAGCGGCUUCAAAAGGGCCUUCAAAAUCAAGGAUUUUGCAAACACCAUUCCAGGUCAUGGAGGAAUCAUGGACCGCUUCGACUGUCAGUACCUCAUGGCCACAUUUGUAAAUGUUUACAUUGCCAGCUUUAUCAGAGGGCCAAACCCUUCUAAAGUCAUCCAACAGCUUCUUGCUUUGAGACCAGACCAACAGCUCCACAUCUUUAACUCGCUCAAGGCUCAUCUGACAGAGAAAGGCCUGCUUCCUGCCCUAGAAGAAGCAGCCUAACUUUUCGAACCACCCCAGGGACAUCCCAUCGGAGUGAGCCAUAGAUAGAGGGAGGAGAGUGCAACGGAACCCGAUCCAGGCAUGAAUGGAAGUGGGAGAUGAGAUGAGGAAUAUAAGAAGGGAAACAACGGAAAACUGUACUACAACCUUGGGUCAUUCCAUUUUCAGUGUGUUUGUGCGAAAGAGUGAAUGAACGAGUGUACAAAUCAGUGUUUUUGCUUGUCAUUUAAUUUUUUUUGUGAACGUUUUAUGUUUAUCACUUAUGCCACAAAAGAAUAUUAUAUAUAUAUUGAGAUGACAUUGACAUUUGUUGUUACAGUUGUACAAUUCCACUUGUGUACAAAUGUUCCGUACCUAUUGAUUGUCUGAAUAUUUUAUAGUGUUUAUUGUGUUUUAUUUUGUUUUAAUGCACUGCUCAUCACACUGUCAUUUCAACCUCAGGCUAACCUUUUCUUUUUGUUUUUUGUUUUUUUGCUAACCGGUGUUUACAUACACCAUCAUAGUUUCAAAAAAGAUUGUAUUUCCACUGCAGAGUGCCGUAAAUUCUUUUUUUUUUUUUUCAUGGUUUUGACAUUUUUUGUAACAUUAUAUUUAAAAGCAAUAUGGUCAUUGAUAUCAAAGGUGUGCUUUAGCCCAGUAGGUGGUGACUAUUACAGUUCAGAUGUGAGAGAAUAUAUACUGUAUACUGUACUUCCUAAAGGUAAGAAAAAGAUUCAGAUUUUAUUAUUCAGUGUUUGAGAGGAAGUUCAGACCUUAUCAGACUAGAAUUACAUAGUCCUCUCUGUGGCUUAAAUGUUUGUUACGCUGAAACGAUCCUUGUGAGCUAAAUGAAUAGGAAGUGACUUUAAUUGUUACUGUUGUUCAUAGUUAAUAAUUAGUUGUUGCUCAGCAUUGAAAAAGACCAUUUAGAGAUUUUGACAGACAUCUCACGCUCAAUGUUAAAUGUUCAAGAAUUAUUGUUCAUUUCUGAUUUCCCCCCCCCCCCAAAUGUUUUAUUGUCACUGAGCAGUUACAAGCUAAUCUUUGUCAAACCUAAAAAAAAAAAUUCUGUGUGUGUUUGUGAACUGUUACAUGCUAAAUGCCAAGUAAGGAUCAGGUUGGGCCAUCAAAUCUCAAUGACUGUUUUGGUUUUAAAUUCAUUUCAUAUGAACCAUUUUGUACCAUUUCACUGUAUGAGACAAAGUCUAUAUUUCUGUUCCAUCUGUUUUAUUUUUACCAUCACCUACUGUAUAAAAUCAUUGAUAAAGGGUCAGAACUAUAGUAUGUCUUGCUUAAGGUAUUUUAUUCUCCACUAAUACAUGUUGAUCAUUAACACAUGCCAUAAGCAAUAUUUAUUUAUUUAUUUAUUUUUUAAAAAGGAAACCUUAAUGGGUGUCAUCGAGCAGCUUUAGAAGAGUAGUUCAGUGGUACAAUAACCUGUAUGAGGUAAUGGGCUAAGGUUAGUCUGUAUGUACGGUCCACUGCCAUUUAACAGUAAAGAUUGAUGAGCACAUUC